Messenger RNA from Lytechinus pictus (painted urchin), 8541 nucleotides. RefSeq lists its product as uncharacterized. Gene Ontology annotation, cellular component: centriole. The transcript has 13 exons. The record is from RefSeq and is a predicted model, not a curated record. NCBI's taxonomy places the organism in Eukaryota, Metazoa, Echinodermata, Echinoidea, Temnopleuroida, Toxopneustidae. Gene Ontology annotation, biological process: centriole replication; negative regulation of centriole elongation; centrosome duplication. Bases 130 to 4272 code for a protein of 1380 amino acids.
AACAAAUGGUUAGGCCUACUACCAUACCAUGGAUCUAGAGAUAACCAUUUUGGGCUAAAAUGCGGAAAGAAUUUUCUUUGAGAAUAAAGCCAAUUUAUUAUACGUUUGAAUGAAAUCCAGUAGUCAACAAUGGAAGAAAUCAUUGCCAAGUUGGAGGUGUGCAUGGCCACCCUAGACAAGAUUGCUACCAAGUACGAUUCCCAGGCGGAUAAUGAUGAAAGAGGGCAUCCUUUAUAUACAUCCAUGGUCAGGGUCGACGGAAAGCCGAUUCUUCCACCUCUGAUGACCCCAGACAGAAGGUCUGAGAUGAUACACUACCAGGCACAGGCAAUUGAAAGAGAAAGGGAACGACAAGAAAGAAGGCGACAACAACUGGUAGAGAGGGUGGAAACCAUUGUAAAUAGUUAUGAGGAUAGCAGGCAAUCUUUGGGUAGCAAGGACAACAGUCCCCAGCAGGCAGCUACUUCACUACCAGACCAAACCACGCAAGUACACAGCAUUCAGUCGGUUGAAACAAAGCAAGUCCCGCAUGGCAUCAGCAACCCAUCAUACUCACCGCUCAAAUACAUGGAGAUGGAUGAAGAGGAGUGGAAUGUAAGACCAGCCACGCCUUGGAGAAGAACAAAGCAAGCGAAGGCAAAGACAGUCAUAGCAGCCAACUUUGAUUCAAGAGGACACCAGCCCAUCUCAUCUACCAUGAGGAUGGACCACAGUCAGGAUGUGAGAGGAACCACACCGGAUAUUUCUGCCAUCUCGGUGGCUUCCUCACAAGCUGGUAACUCAUUGCCAUUCAAUUCCCUGAUAGAUGCCAUUGACCCUACGCUCACCAGGAGUGUGCAGCCUGUUCUGAAGGAAGUGUUACCAUCCUCUCCUCCUGGGUUGGCAGAUUUGAGAGCAAUGGCUCCCGAUGGAACUGCAGCACCCCGGCCAGUGGAUGUCUCGUCCAGUAUCACUUUAGAUGUGAACUCAAAUAUAAAGAAUGACCCUUCAGAAUCUCAAGAGGUCACAUCGUCUGAGUACUCUACUGUUCAGCCACCUGACACAAGUGCAGUUAUCGACAGUGCUGUCAUAAGUAGACUUAGUCCUAUACCCAAGAUGAAUGCAGUGCAACCUUUGAGCACAGGGGUAGCUGGUAGCACUGGAACCCAGUCGACAAAUAGCAGUACCAAUAGUGCAUUGAACCAAACAGUCAUUGACCUGUCUCAGAUGUCACUGGCCCAAGGUCAGUCAACUUUGGAAAAAGCAGGGGACUCUCCCAAAUCUGAGAACAAUAAAUCAGAUUCUCAAUCGCAUUCAUCAGCAGAAGCAAAUUCUAAAGUAGAACCACCAAAAGAUGAUAUAAGCACUAAGGACAUAAACAAUCUUGUCAGCAACACACAAGAGGAUAAUCAUGUGGCAGGAUAUUUGAGUGAUACAGAGUCGUACAUGAGCCUGCUGGGGGAGUAUUCAUUGCUGCCAACACCAGGAUCUAAUAGGGGAACACCGGACCCUAUUCCUAAAAGAAAUGCUAAAACAGUCCCUUUCUUUGCAGAUCCUACAUCACCCGAUGCAACUGAUGUCAAUCCUGAAGCAGAAGUGCCAGUAAAAACUAGUGAAACGAUUGAGGAAAAUAAAAGUGGUCUUCCUGCUGCUGAUGCCUCUGUUGAUACGUUGCAAUCCCUAAAGUCUGUGGAUGGUUCGGAAUACUGUGGAAGCUCCUUGGGGACGUUGGGUCAGUCGGUCACCCUUCCCAUCAGCCUCAGCGUGACAUCUGAAUCUACUCUUCAUGGGGUCGAAGAAACAUGGGACAGAACGAGCCAGGAGAUGACUCCUACUGGGACAGAAGGAGCUGCGUCCAUCGCCAGUGAUGAAUUGACAAAUGCAGGAAUGGUAAGAGCAGCACCUGUUGGUCAAGAAAGCAAUGCAGCUGCUGAGAUUAUCAAAGAGACAGUAAAGAAAUCUGAAGAAUCUGCAAGGCACCCAAGUGUAGAAAAGCCUUCUGCAUUGCCAUCGGGAAAGACCUCCUGUGAUGAGAAAGAGAAAGGAGGGGUCAAAGUUGAGAGGUCAGGGGUUAAGAUUGACAGUGACUUUCAAACACCACUCAGACACCAUGCUAGGAAGUCCUCCUACACACUGGAUUUCCCUUCACCUGCACUCCUAGAUGCAGAGGCUCGUCACCAGGCUCCACAUAUAAGUGGACGUGACGUCAGCUAUAAUGAACCAGGCAGUAAGUCCAAUGAUGCCGAUGAAGUUGCUGUAAAGAAGGCUGAGGCAGAAGAGAUGACAGCAAGCGAUGAAAAGCAGCCUCGUGAUCUUUCAUCAGAAAUGAAUGAUCUCAAAAUAGAUGAUGUUACCGAGGCGAAGGUGCUAUCUCUCCAGCUGUCAUGCCUGGAGCAGAUGCAGCAACGUCUCCAGCGCCAGCAUGAGGAGCAGAUGAAGGAGCUGAUGCUCCAGCAAUCCCAGGAGAUAGUUCUCCUUCAGAGUGAGAUGGAGGGGAUCAGGAGACAAGCUGCCCAGUCUGCUCUCGGCCAUAUACAUGACCAAGAUUCCAAUGAGACCCCCAAUGAAGUCACAAGUAAACAUGAAGAAAUCAAACAAGAGAGAGAAGAUCAGUUGUCCGGUAAGGAAACUUCUUCCAACAUAACAUCAUCAAUCAACACAUCUCUUGACAAGAAUGACAAGAGUGCUCAGGAUGCUAGGAGUCAGAGAAAGGGUCCACCUACCAGUCCCAACAGCAGGAAAAGACGCUUUGAGGAAUCCUCAGAAGCUACCUUGGUGCAGGUUCCUCCCUCCUACAUCAAGCAGUCCUCGCUGGUAGGCAAGGGGUACACCUCCCCUGGUUUCUUCUCGCCAGUUGGUGACAAGCCUCUUCUCAAUGCCAAGAAGAAACUGACUCCUCAGGACAGUCUGGAUUCCGAUCAUGGAGGACUGGUGGAAGUUCCGCCAUCAUACAUCAGAUCCGGUAGCUACCAUAGACCUGUAUCCAGAAGCCCUACCCGUCAGAGAGCUUCAGCCACACCCAAGGACUCGACUGCAGCUUCUGCUCUCCUGGGUCCAUCAUCCAUUCCUGCAGAAGAGUCAUCCACUGCUGACUCCUCGCACCUUACUACUUGGGGCACUCCUCUCAGAGAAACCCAUGAUAGAGAUUCAUCCAAGCUGUCUACACAGCCAUCUCCUGCAGAGGACAGUCCUAAAGGACCCGGCCAUCUUCCUGGAACCUUGGUGUCAGAUCCUGUUUUUGUGAACAGUCUGAGUGAUUCUUUCUUUCUGAAUGAUGGACAGACUGGAGAAGCUUCAGAUAGGAAUCCUGACCACCACCAACAAACAUCAAAUUAUUUCAGACCAUGGACUAUCAGUCCGAGUUUACAGAUGGACAGCAGGUUCGACAAGAUAUCCGCGAGGGUCAAAGGUUAUCUUACCCGUGCCCUCAUGAGAACACCAAAGGUCAAAGCCUUGGUCAAGACCAUCAAGGAUACUCGAGUAUUUCUGUACCAGUUUCAAGCUGAGACUCCUGUUAAAAGAGGAAAGUUAUCUGACCAAGACAUGAAGCUGGCUCAUAGAGUACUUACACAGCUGAGGGCAGCUCAAUAUGAACUGGAUGAUAUCUUCCAUGUGUUUCCUAUCUCUCAGAGAAUGGCCAUAUUAAGACACACCAGAGAACAAGAGAGAGAAAACUACUUCAACAAGAAGGUUUCACCUCCAUCUGUUGGCCAGAAGUCCAAACUGUUAUCAGCAGCUACCAAGAAAGCAAUGGAGAGAAGGCAACAACAAGCAAAAGAAGGUGAUAUCGUACAGAGCGGACCUAAGAGGCAGAAAUUAGUCCCAUCAAACCAAAGGCCUAAGAGUGCAGCUGAAACAAGAGUUCUUCGACCGCUUCAAAGCCAGAAAUCCCCUGCCAGACCAGCUACAGCUGCUCCGCCAAGGACCUCUUCAUUUUCCAUCACUACGCAAAGCCAGAAGGUGAAAGCAUCUGUACUGAGCAAACCUUUUCCAGCUAAACCUGUCAUGGUUUCCAGACAUACUAGCAAGGCAACAAGAUCCCCUUCAAGGUCAUCAUCAAGGUCAGCUUUAAAUAGACCAGGAUCCACAAGACCUACUUCUAGACUAUCUCUAGUGUCAACGGGUCAGGCCAAGACCAGCUCGGUAAGGCAGGGCAAGUCUCCAGCGAGAGCAGCUACUGGUACCGGGUCUCAGAACAAGACUAAGAGCGUCAGGAGAUCGCUUUAUCCUGCAUCGGUUGGGACUGGUAAAAAGACUAUGCAACGUAAACAGACAGACACUAGAAAGCCGUAAAAGAAUGGUGUGUAACAUAUUAAUCACCCGUGAUAGUUUGAAAUCACAUGGGGGGGGUGAUUACAUGCUAGAAAAAUCACCCUUUUUCUUCGCAACAUUUUCAACCUACUGUCCAAGCAAACGAGGAACUUCUAUUGGUUUUGUGGUAAUGAUAAAGUACUACUGGGUAGUCGUAUAGAAAAAUGACACUGACAAAAAUAUAUUGUCCAUGGGUGAAUUAGAGGUGAAAGUGUCGUAUGGGACAUUUCUGAGUCCCAUACGACACAACAUUUUCUUAUUUAAUUCACCCAUAAUCAAACAUUUCUUGUUGGUAAUCAGUUUUUGUCUCACCUGCAUAGCAGAGUGAGACUAUAGGCGCCGCUUUUCCGACGGCGGCGGCGACGGCGGCGGCGGCGUCAACACCAAAUCUUAACCUGAGGUUAAGUUUUUGAAAUGACAGCAUAACUUAGAAAGUAUAUGGACCUAGUUCAUGAAACUUGGCCAUAAGGUUAAUCAAGUAUUACUGAACAUCCUGCCUGAGUUUCAUGUCACAUGACCAAGGUCAAAGGUCAUUUAGGGUCAAUGAACUUAGACCAUGUUGGGGGAAUCAACAUCAAAAUCUUAACCUAAGGUUAAGUUUUUGAAAUGUCAUCAUAACUUAGAAAAUAUAUGGACCUAGUUCAUGAAACUUAUACAUAAGGUUAAUCAAGUAUCACUGAACAUCCUGCAUGAGUUUCACGUCACAUGACCAAGGUCAAAGGUCAUUUAGGGUCAAUGAACUUUGGCCGAAUUGGGGGUAUCUGUUGAAUUACCAUCAUAACUUUGAAAGUUUAUGGAUCUGAUUCAUGAAACUUGGACAUAAUAGUAAUCAAGUAUUACUGAACAUCCUGUGCAAGUUUCAGGUCACAUGAUCAAGGUCAAAGGUCAUUUAGGGUCAAUGAACUUUGGCCAAAUUGGGGUAUUUGUUGAAUUACAGACAUAAAUUUGAAAGUGUGUUGGUCUAGUUCAUAAAACUUGGACAUAAUAGUAAUCAAGUAUCACUGAACAUCCUGUGCGAGUUUCAGGUCACAUGAUCAAGGUCAAAGGUCAUGUAAGGUCAAAGAACUUUGGCCACGUUGGGGGUAUUUGUUGAAUUGCCAUCAUAUCUCUAUAAGUGUAUUGGUCUAGUUCAUAAAACGUGGAAAUAAGAGUAACCAAGUAUCACUGAACAUCUUGUGCGAGUUAUAGUAGUUUUCAAAAUCAGCACUGCUGCUAUAAUGAAUCGCGUGAUGCAGGUGAGACGGCCAGAGGCAUUCCACUUGUUCACAUGACUACCCUCUAUAACCUUUUUAUUGACAAAAAAAGAAGUUUUAUUGCUCAAGCAAUCAGCUAAGAGUCUAGAAAUUGUUGUCAAAAUGUCCCAUAGGACACGUAUGGAAUCGCCCAUGGAAUAGUUUGAAAUCUCAUGGGAUAGCUUUGCAUCAAAGGAAGGUUAUCUAUAUGGACUAAUGAAGAUGAAAUAUAUUUCCCUUUGGCACCCCAUAAACAAGUAGCUUAUCGAUUGAUCGAUGGGCUGGGGCCCGUCUUACAAAGACUCGCGAUUGAUCCGAUCAAUCGCAACUAUGGAAAACCAGCAAAGUCAACAUAUAAAAUGCACGUUUGCUCAAAAAAUUCUAGAUAUGAAGGUAUGUCCAUAAAUUAAUUGAUAUCUUGACAGUUCGGUGUGUUCUCCUUUGUUUACAAAGGACAUUUUGCACAUUUCCUGUUUAAAAAAUUAUGAAACUGAUGGAUAUCCAUAGAGUUACGAUUGAUUGGAUCAAUCGUAACUUUUUGUAAGACGAGGCCCCAUGUCUACUCAUGGAUCGCAUUGCUUAUCGUGUAUGAUCAAUUUUAAAAACAGCUCCACAAUAAAUUGCUAUGCUUUAUAUUACCGGGCCUUGUUUUAACUGAUUGAAAUGAAUAACAGGAAGACUGUUAUCUGCAGUUAUAGUGUAUACAUUUCGAGAUGGACCAAAAAUAUUUUGUUUGAAUGUGGAUAUUUUCCCAACGGUGUGCCUUGUUUAUUAAACUCUACCAGGAAUAGUAGCUCUCUGUGAUAUAUUUGUAUAAAUUGAUUAUUAUUGGCAUAUUUGACAUAUAGAUUUAAAGCCCAUGGACAGUGUUUUCUGUAAACUGAAUCCUUGGAGAUGUUUCCCAAUGAAUUAAACCUGACAAAAAAAAAUCACACUUGAAUUCUCAGUAUAUAACACUUUACCGCAUUGGUCAUAUCACAUUCAUGGGAAGUGAUUUACUACAUAUAGAUAAAUAAGAUUACGCAUUUGCAAACAUUUGGAAAUUGUCAUUGUUUUAUUUGCCCCAAAUUUAUUGUGUUUGAGGUAAACACUUGUGAGAGAGACAUAAAAAGUCAUUUAUCAUUUUGAACAUAAUAUCUUAAAUCCCGAAUUUUGAUAAGAUAUGAAAGACUGCAAAUCCUUUGUAAGAGCUGUGUAAAGAGGAAUAAUGAUAUAAAGUUCUUACAGUUUGUAUAUAUGUAUAUAUAAAUUAUAUCCACAAUAAAACACCAGAAGCAUAACACUGAAAGUUUCAUCAAAAUCGGAUAGAAAAUAAGAAAGUUAUGACAUUUUAAAGUUUCACUUAAUUUCACAAAACAGUUAUAUUCACAACCUUGUCGUUAUGCAAAUGAGGAGACUGAUGACAUCACUCACUCACUAUUUCUUUUGUAUUUUAUCAUAUGGAAUAUGAAGUAUUCCAAUUUUCUCCCUGUUCUGUGAAACAACGAUUAAUUCCUCCCUGAACAUGUGGAAUUAGCAUUGUUUAAUACUAUAUGGUUCAAUCAAGUUGGUCCUUAUUGUCAAAUCUGUACAAAAUGAAAUAUUGUAUAAUUCAAACAAUAAAAAACAAAAGAAAUAGUGAGUGAGGGACAUCAUCGACUGUCUCAUUUGCAUGUUACUGACUUUUGCAUAUCACUGUUUUGUGAAAAAUAAGCGAAAGUUUAAAAUGUCAUUACUUUCUUAUUUUACAUCCGAUUUUGAUGGAAUUUUCAGCAUAAUUGUUGUUGGAUUUUUCUCUAUUUAUUCAAAUCAACAUUCUUCUGGGGUGGACUUGACCUUUAAUUGAGCAUACAUUCCAAAUGAAUAUAUUUUUUUUGCUUGAUGCAAUGUGCCAGAUUUGUUCUGAUGUGUUUAUUAUGAACGUAAGUUUGCCGUUAAUAUAACUGUAAAAAUGCAUUCCAAACAGUGUUCCCUAAUGAAUUGUAGAGUAUGAUAAACAUUGGUAUAUGAUUCCAGUUGGAUGGGGUAUAUUCAUGAACUGAUCUCAUAAGUAUACUUUACUCCUUGUAUGAACAUAUAUGGUACCUGCUGUUCCAAGUUGUUUUUUUACAAAGCAUUUGAGAACUAUACUCUCCCCUUUCAAAUGAUUUUAAACAUUUGACAAAAUAUAGAAUAUUUCAAUGCUUGCAGAUUUAAUUGACAACAGGGAAGCAUCUUUAAGAAUCACAGUAGGUUGUAAGAAUGGCAGGGGAAAUAUCAAAUCAUGCUUCACUUUAAUAUGAGCGAAAAAAUUAAGAUAAUUCACAUUUCUUAUGGUAAAAUAGAAAAAGAAAUAGUGAGUGUGUGCUGCCAUCAGUUCCCCCCAUUUGCAUACUCACCAGGAUGUGAUUAAGUUUGUAAAAUGAGAGAAACUUUAAAACUUCACAACUCUCCUAUUUUAAACCCAAUUUUGAUGAAAUUUUCAGUGUUAUGCUAGUUUGAUUUUUCUCUUUACACACGAAUCAACUAUUGCCAGGUUGAAUUUCCCUCUACCAUUAAGUGUCUCUAAGAUGGAAAGGAAACACGAGUCUCGGUAGGAAAUGGAAAUUGUAAUAAACAGCAAAAUGAAAAGUAAUAUGUACAUAAAAUAAAAGUAUUCUCUCUUUUAGCAUAUGAAAUAUUUAAAAUGGAAAGGUUGUUCAGCAGAUUGUUACUUGUCACAUGAAUAGUUUGGAACAUAAGUAUAUGAGUAGUCAAUAUUUCAAAAGGUGAAUAUUAUGGACUCUUAAUGUAAACAGUUUUGUGUUUUACUACUACCACUGUGCAGUUGAUCAGAUCACAUACAAUGUAUAUUUGUACUUUUCUAAAUAUCUGUAAUUUUUGUACAUUUUCUCAUUUAUUGAUUUCAUACAUACCAGAUUUGUGAUUUUUUUUUCAAUCAGUACUUGCUUGACUAUUUUGAGAGACUUAUUCCACUUUCUGUUACAUCUCAUAAAACUGUAUUGUGAGUGAUGUGCCUUUUAUAUUUUUGUGCAAUGAAAGUUUAUGAAAUUAUGGGAAA